UGUCGAUUUUGAGAUCUUAUUAUGAUUAAAUAAACCCUGGUUUUCGGGCAGGCUCACCACAGAGUCGUGCGCCCCCUGUGUCAAAUGAAAACAACAAUGGCCACCUGUAACGGCGGCAGCGGCGCGAAGCAACGCGGCAAACGGCUCCGCACUCGCGAUAACACGCGGCGCAGCAGCCACUGCAGCCACAGUGGUAACAGCAAGGCGGAAAAGGCGGGAGGAGCUGCCGCUUCCGCGUCCGCGCAGCACAGAGGCGCAGGGGCAAAAUGGACGAAAAGUUAAUAUUGGCCGUAUAUAAUUAUCCAGAGCUUUACAACGUGACUUUACCGAACUACCGCUGCACAGAGAGUCGAGCAAGUGCCUGGAGAAACAUUAGCCUCGUACUUGGUCAACCGUCUGAGGAGUGCAAAAGAAAAUGGAAGAACAUGAGGGACCGGUAUUUAAAGGAGGUCCGGAUGGAGAUCAAAAGCAAGAAGCAAGGGGAGCUCAUUCACAGCAAGUGGAAAUACAGGCAGAUUAUGAACUUUAUCGCCCCCUUUACCGGCUCCAGGUGUGGACUGGCAGACAUCUGCGGUAACGACGAGGACGACCACGACCAACCUGACAAUGACUCUGGCAGCAUGGAGGGAGAAACCACAUCUUCUGACAUUGUCAGAACCCCCCAGUCUGUUAUGAAGUCGCCCAUUAGUCCACCUGACCUCAAGCCUCAGGUGGGGCUGGUGCCACUGGUUCCCUCAAUGACUCAGGAGACACAGAUGACCCAGCUGGCUGCUACGGCCAGGCUGACCUCAAACACACCCCUGGGUAAGGGUGGAAGAAAACGACGCCCGGCUCCAGAUUCGCUUUCGCCUCACGCCUCUCAGAACACGCACUCCCCAGCAAAAUGGUUCAUCAAAGACAAUGGGACAAUGGGAAGCAGACCCCGGGAUGAGGACGAACUAUUUCUGUUGAGCUUUGUUCCCGCUCUGAAACGACUCGCUCCGCAGAAAAGGUGUGAGACAAAAAUAAAGAUCCAGCAGAUUCUGUACGAAGCAGAGUUCAACAUCUCACAGGACAAACACAGGGAGCAGGAGACCAGGGACUAGAUCAGUCCGACUGUUUUUGUACUUUAUUUUGUUUUUAUAUAAAGCUCUUCCACAAAAUG
Messenger RNA from Cynoglossus semilaevis (tongue sole), 1144 nucleotides. RefSeq lists its product as uncharacterized. The transcript is spliced from 2 exons. The record is from RefSeq and is a predicted model, not a curated record. Gene Ontology annotation, cellular component: nucleus; transcription regulator complex. Bases 267 to 1085 code for a protein of 272 amino acids. Gene Ontology annotation, molecular function: DNA binding. Lineage: Eukaryota; Metazoa; Chordata; Actinopteri; Pleuronectiformes; Cynoglossidae. Gene Ontology annotation, biological process: regulation of transcription by RNA polymerase II.